This is a messenger RNA of Geodia barretti, 996 nucleotides long. The record is from the annotation of a GenBank genome assembly. Lineage: Eukaryota; Metazoa; Porifera; Demospongiae; Tetractinellida; Geodiidae.
AUGGACCCGGCGGAAGGCGUCCGUUGUUCAGUAAUCAAGGACGGCGGAGACGACCCCGACGUUACCCACGGGGCGGAGAUCAUCGUGGGAGUCUGGCGUCUGCCCGACGGCAACAAGGGAUUGCAAAUUACCGGUGGGCCGGGCGUAGGAACGGUAACCCGUCCUGGCACCGGCAUUGAAGUGGGCGAACCGGCGGUAACGCGCGUUCCCCGGCGCAUGAUGUCCGACGCCGUCGCUCAAGGGUUGAUCGAGUGCGGGUGGCCCCCGGAAACCGGAGUCCGAACACGCAUAACGGUGCCCAACGGCGAAGAAAUAGCCAAACAGACCACCAACGCCAGACUUGGAGUGCUGGGCGGUAUCAGCAUCCUGGGAAGCACUGGCGUGGUGCAACCUUUCAGCACCGCGGCCUGGCGGGCCAGCGUCCAUCUGGCGGUGGAUGUAGCGGCCACCAACGGCCUUGAUCAUCUCGUAUUGUCCACGGGUACGCGCAGCGAAGAAUACACGCGCCGGUUGCUGGAAUUGCCUGACAUGGCCUACAUCGAAGCUGGUAUCUUCUCUGGCCCAUCGAUGAAACGGUGCGUAAACAAAGGCAUCAAGCGCGUCGCCCAUGUGGGGAUGGUUGGCAAGUUCUCCAAGAUGGCGAUGGGAUAUUUUGUUACGCACGUGGCAGGUAACCGUGUCGACACCGAGUUUUUGGCCCAAAUCGCCGGGCAAUGCGGUGCGUCGGAGUCAUUGCAGCAGGAAAUGCGCGAAGCCGCCAGCGGCCGGCAUUUCCAGGAACUGGCUCAGGAACACGGCGUAAUGUCGGUGUUCCCCCUGAUGUGUCAACUCGUAUGUGAACAGGCGCAAAAAUAUCUUGGCGACGAUGGACCGUCAAUCACCGUUGAUGCGUUGUGUUUCGACUUCGAAGGCAACCUGCUGGGCGCCGCCAGUACCUCACCAGACGGUAUUCCCAUGCGCGAUCCGGCAGCGCUGGCGACGGAUGGUCAGGGGUAA